UCGAUGUAGCAAAAACCAUGACAGGCAUCGCCGCCGCCGCCUCCUUCUUCUCCAACAAUUGCCAGUUCGGGGGCUGUGGACUGCAUUUCGAGUCGCUGGCCGAGCUCAUCGUGCACAUCGAGGAUAAUCACAUCGAUACAGAUCCUCGUGUGUUGGAGAAACAGGAACUGCAGCAGCCCACUUAUGUCGCCCUCAGCUACAUUAACAGGUUUAUGACAGAUGCAGCGCGGCGGGAGAAUGAUUCUCUGAAGAAGAAAGUUCAGCCAAAGUUGUCACUCUCACUGACGGGCAGCUUUUCACGCAACAGCGUGGCCACGCCCCCUCGCCACAACAGCGGCAACCUGACCCCGCCCGUGACCCCGCCCAUCACGCCCUCAUCUUCAUUCAGGAGCAGCACCCCCACAGGCAGCGAGUAUGAUGAGGAGGAAGCAGAAUAUGAAGAGUCUGACAGUGACGAGUCGUGGACCACCGAAAGUGCCAUUAGCUCUGAAUCCAUCCUCAGUUCCAUGUGCAUGAACGGUGGUGAUGAGAAACCGUUCGCAUGUCCCGUGCCUGGCUGCAAAAAGAGAUACAAGGUAAAAAUGGCUGAAAAUAUCUACUUUCAUUUGGCUAACGGCCACCGCACUCAGAUCCGCGUUCGGAAGCCCUUCAAGUGCCGGUGUGGUAAAAGCUACAAGAGCUCUCAGGGGCUUCGACACCACACCAUCAACUUCCACCCGCCCGUCUCUGCCGACAUCAUCCGCAAGAUGCAGCAGUAGAGUGCCAACAUCCUCCUCUACAUCCCCACACACACUCCAAUACAUGUAUAUACAGUACAAACAGAACACCUCCACAUCCAUCCGCACCAGCAGCUGUGGCUGUCCAUUAACUGUGACUUUGACACAUUUUGUCCUCAGUUUUUUGGAGGACAUCCAAAAAAAAUGUAUCUGGAGGACAAUUUGUCUUUCUCUCUAUUUUACUCUUUCAAGAGUAAGACUCUUGCGCCUCCCUUUUCCUUCCACUCCUCAUGAGGAAGAAACUUUAAUCGUUUUCUAUUCCUCUUCCUCAAGGAAGACUCCCAGAAUCCCUGUGUCAUUCCGGACCUCCAUGAGGAGGAUUUGAUUCAACCGUCUAUCAAAACACUACAUUUUGAAUUGCAUGCUUUCUGUAAUUUUUUUUUUCUUUUUUUUUUUUUUCCUUUGCUUAUUUGUAUCUUAUUAUUAGUUAACAGUUUUGUAUUUUUGCACAUUCGCUAAUUCUUUUUAUUUUUUCUCAUCUUAUUUUUUUGAUGCUUGGUGCUUAUUGUAAAAGACUGACGGUAUGUUUGGAAAGGAGAGAAUCGUGCCGAACAUGAGUAAAGCUUAAGGAUUCGGCGUGAACAUGAGUCUCUGUGGGAGAAAAACGAAAAAUAGGAAAGGCUUGAAAAGUCUGAAUGUUUGUAAUAUAACAAUAUCUACCCCAUAUAAGCAACCUUCAUAGCUAAAGGUUGUGUAUAUAACUAUAUUCUAUACGUUUCCUAGUCAGAUUUAAAUUCUAUACUUUAUUCCUAAAUUUUAUUUUGUAUAUUUUCAACUGAACUUCUGAGAUGACGAUAUCGAUUGAUUAUGGAUGUGCAGUUUUUUUGGUAGUGCUUUCACCUUUUCCGUUAUUCUCAGAAAAGUUUUGAGUUACAGCACCAAAUGACUCUCAGGUGACAAAUCGCCAGCAUUUCAGAACUAUAAUCCUGUUAGUAUUUUAGAGUAGGCUGUUACACUCUUCCCAGGACCGUUCUGGAGCAUUCUAGAACUCCACAGCGAUCUGGUGAAGAACCUAAAGCACUUUGUAGUGACCAGUUGCCAACAUGUUUAGGGCAUUUUGUAUCGCCCACAAAUUGCAGAAUGUUUUCUGCGAGUCCGCUGCGAAAUUCAAAGGACUAAUAUGGCGCUUUGGAGGUCUCCGUCUCUUGAGGUUCUUUUUCUUCUAGCUAAGGGAAUUCAUUCUUUCGCUAUACCUCCAGUGUGCUUGUUAGAUUAAGAUUCUUGAAACUGGUUGCCUUGAAUUGUGGUACACCACAGCAUUCCAGUAUAGUAUAUGUGUAGCCAAGUGAUUCAGAUUGUGAAUUCAUCCUGAUUCUGGCUUGUCUCUGGUGUGGCCAUGUGACUUUUAUACCCCUAACCUGUCACUGGGAUGAUGUAACGUUACAACCAACCCAAAGAUCUUCAAGUAUGGACUCAUACCUCGAAUCAGAAAGGUACUUGAUUUGUUUUGCUUUUGGACUUGUGGGUGGUAUAAAUGAACAGUGGCUAGACCCUCCAGAGAUCCCGGCCAGAUCAGGGCCUGCCAAUCACUCAUUAUGACACCACCGCAUGGAUGUUAAUGUUGUUGGAAUUGCAGUAUGGGUUUAGAUGCAACAUUGUAACAGUAUUACACUGCCAGUACAGAGGGAAGUAUUUGAUAUAUUGUGUACUUAAUGUAUUGUCUUGAUGUGAGUGCUUUAAAUUAUAUUUUCUUAAGUUU
Molecule: messenger RNA, 2475 nt
Organism: Sinocyclocheilus rhinocerous
Lineage: Eukaryota; Metazoa; Chordata; Actinopteri; Cypriniformes; Cyprinidae
Product: juxtaposed with another zinc finger protein 1-like
Exons: 5
Coding region: 18-758 (246 amino acids)
Cellular component (GO): nucleus
Source: RefSeq, a predicted model, not a curated record